CCCCCCCUCCUCCCCUUCAGUUUCUGCAAAAUUAAAAGCAUUGACCAAUCCUACCUUUGUUGCGCUCAUCACCGUCACAGCAGCGGGGAGGCGCGUCCGCGCAGGGCAGCUCUCAUCUUUCUCCUAAAAGCAACAGCUGACAAGAGGAUACAACUCGGCAGCUUACAGAGUUGACAAGAGCUUCUCCAGAACCAGAAUCUUAUGUUCUCCUGAUCCGCUGUUUCACAGUCUCGCCUCCAAUCACGCUCAACUCACCAUAGCUGGUGUGAGGGCAGAAACGGCAGGGAAGCUACACACAAAGGACAGGAAGUUUUUGUUUUAUUUCUGACUGAAGAAAUACUCUCAGGACAGUGGCGAAAUACUUGCACCCUUCUCAUUGUAGAAACAAGAUGGAAGGAUUCCUCGUAUUUCUGAUGAAGUAGAGCCCUCACAAGCACACUCCCACCCUCCAUUUCCUCUUCCUUCACUUUCAAAGGGUUGCAGAAUGGAUGAGCAAAGAUGCCCCCUCCCUCCCCCCCUUAAAACAGAAGAGGACUACAUCCCUUAUCCCAGCGUUCAUGAGGUUUUGGGUCGCAGCAGCCCUUUCCCGCUCAUCCUGCUGCCACAAUUUGGAGGCUACUGGAUCGAGGGGACCAAUCAUGAGCCUAAAGACACACCAGAAGCUGAUCAACCUCCCUGUCCAACCUCCCACAUCAAACUGGAGACAAACAGCACCGCCAAGAUCUACAGGAAGCAUUUCAUGGGCAAGGAACACUUUAAUUAUUACACCAUGGAUGCCGCCCUGGGCCACUUGGUCUUUUCCAUGAAGUAUGAUGUCAUUGGGGAUCAAGAGCAUCUACGCUUGAUGCUUCGCACAAAGCUGAAAACCUACCAUGAUGUGAUUCCCAUUUCCUGCCUUACCGAGUUCCCCAAUGUGGUUCAAAUGGCUAAGCUCGUUUUUGAAGAAGUAAAUGUGGAUAGGUUUUACCCUGUCCUCUACCCAAAGGCAUCAAGGCUCAUUGUCACCUUUGACGAGCAUGUGAUCAGCAACAACUUCAAGUUUGGAGUUAUUUAUCAAAAGUUUGGCCAGACAUCAGAGGAGGAGCUGUUUGGGAAUAUGGAAGAAAGUCCUGCCUUUGUUGAGUUCUUGGAGUUUCUGGGCCAGAAGAUUGAGCUUCAUGACUUCAAAGGGUUUCGGGGUGGGCUGGACGUCACUCAUGGGCAGACAGGCACAGAAUCAGUCUACACAAGUUUCCAUAAUAAGGAGAUUAUGUUCCACGUGUCCACCAAGCUGCCUUACACAGAGGGCGACUCACAGCAGCUGCAGAGGAAGAGGCACAUAGGCAACGACAUUGUAGCCAUCGUGUUCCAGGAGGAGAACACACCCUUUGUGCCAGACAUGAUCCAGUCCAACUUCCUGCAUGCAUAUGUGGUGGUGCAGGUGGAGAACGCAUGUACGGACAAUGUCACCUACAAGGUGUCUGUGACAGCAAGGGAUGAUGUACCUUUCUUUGGGCCUGCUCUGCCUGACCCUGCCAUCUUCAAAAAGGGCCCCGAGUUCCGAGAGUUCCUCUUCACCAAGCUCAUCAAUGCCGAGUACGCCUGCUACAAGGCUGAGAAGUUUGCCAAGCUGGAGGAGCGCACCCGUUCAGCCCUGUUGGAGACUCUGUAUGAGGAGCUACACAUCAACAGCCAGUCCAUGAUGGGUCUGGGUGGGGAUGAAGAUAAGCUGGAGAACGGGGGCGGAGGAGGAGGAGGAGGAGGCUUCUUUGAGUCCUUCAAGCGGGUCAUCCGCAGCAGAAGCCAGUCUAUGGACGCCAUGGGCCUCAGUAACAAGAAGUCACACACAGUCUCCACUAGUCACAGUGGCAGCUUUACCCACAAUCCCGCAGAGAGCCCCAAAACCCCGGGGAUUUCGUUGAUAAUUCCUGGGAAAAGCCCAACCAGGAAAAAGUCUGGGCCCUUCAGCUCCCGUCGCAGCAGCGCCAUUGGCAUCGAGAACAUCCAGGAGGUCCAAGAGAGGAGCCGAGAGGUGUCACCCAGCACUCAGAGGACACACGAUAGCAGCCACUUGUCGCAGGAAAAUAAAUCAGACAACUCCUCCAAUCACAGUUCUCCAGAGUUUCCUGCUACUAAGAACAGUUUGGCGAUGUGUUGCAGGGCGCCGUCCAUCCCCGAGGCACAGGACCUUUCCCGCUCCUCCUCCAACGCCAGCAGCUUUGCUAGUGUUGUGGAGGAGCACGAGAACGAGCAAGAGGCCGAGGAGGAGUACGACACCGGACUGGAAAGUGUGUCUUGUGUUACGCCACUCAAGAGAGACUCAUUUGUGUACAGCUCCGGGUUGGAGGACAGUGGUUGCAGUACCAGCCAGGGAAGUUUUCCAGCUUCUCGUCUUCAGCAGCAACCGGACGGAGUGAAGACGUCAGAGCCAAAAGGGACAGACAGCAGGACCAAGAUAGAGCGCCCCCCGCAGGAGCACAAGUUCUCACCGAGCUGUUAGCCACACCCAAAUGAUCACUACGUCAACAUCCAUUUUCAGCAUUCCCAUAAGAGGCCUCCUGAGGCAAAAAUGAGCCAAAGGCGUGUGAUUUCCACCAGUGAUGUAGAAGGGGAGUAGAAUUACAAGCCCAAUCAAGAGACUGACAGACUGUCCCUCCUGUGUUUGGCAUGGAUCUGCCACUGUCAUGACAGACACCCAGCUUCACUGACAUGUUCCUACCUGUCGCCCUCAAUCCAGCUCCACACGGGAUCCUUCUUAUAUGCUCGAGGCAAAGGAAAAGAGACCUCCACACCCGUGCACCAAGCAUCUGCUACUGACUGUCGUCUGUCAGCUGGCUUAGCAGAAUAAGUCUGCCUGCCUGCUCAUUCUCCGGGACAGUAUCCUCUUAAACCUGAUUCUUAAUGUAAACACUCAAAUGCCGUGUGUCCUCUUUUAAAGAUCAGGAGUUGCACAGGGGUUUAAUCUUGUGGCUGAAAAGGUGGUGAGAGAAACCGAGACAGUGGGUCUGUAGAGAGAAGAGUUACACUAGAGAGGAAAUGUUUUUUUUAAUGUCAACCUCACAUUCCACUGUGAUAUUGGGGGAUAUUAGGGGUUAACUUUGAUGUACCGAAUGUGUGUAUGUGGCUGUCUGUCAGGCCAUGGUUGUUGCUUUAUUGAUGAUCUAUUCUCCUCCUUCUGAGUAUUCUGCAGCAGAUAUUUUAUGACAGUUUCGAUAAAUUCAUCAUGUUUUUGAUGGAGGGUACUUCUAUGAUGCUGCUGUUGGUGGCUGCAUAGGCAGCAUUCAAUUUUUUCCUAGGUGGGUGAAGGAUUGAAAUACACCACCGAAAAUGUGUCUGCAAUUUUUGCAUUCAAAAUGUAGUUGUACCCCAGUAAAUCUGUAAAAAAACAAACAAAAAAAAAAAA
This is a messenger RNA of Xiphias gladius (swordfish), 3382 nucleotides long. It is a transcript of the gene rap1gapb, whose product is annotated as RAP1 GTPase activating protein b. Gene Ontology annotation, cellular component: cytoplasm. Gene Ontology annotation, biological process: activation of GTPase activity; regulation of small GTPase mediated signal transduction. NCBI's taxonomy places the organism in Eukaryota, Metazoa, Chordata, Actinopteri, Istiophoriformes, Xiphiidae. Bases 485 to 2479 code for a protein of 664 amino acids. The transcript is spliced from 26 exons. Gene Ontology annotation, molecular function: GTPase activator activity. The record is from RefSeq and is a predicted model, not a curated record.